This is a messenger RNA of Solanum dulcamara, 1596 nucleotides long. RefSeq names its product nudix hydrolase 2-like. The record is from RefSeq and is a predicted model, not a curated record. Gene Ontology annotation, molecular function: ADP-ribose diphosphatase activity; NADH pyrophosphatase activity; NAD binding. The transcript is spliced from 13 exons. The coding region runs from base 555 to 1349 and encodes 264 amino acids. NCBI's taxonomy places the organism in Eukaryota, Viridiplantae, Streptophyta, Magnoliopsida, Solanales, Solanaceae.
AACUUUGUUUGCAGCACUUGCCACAUUUACGGCAUUUGUAGCAGAGCUCUCCAUUUUUCAAUAUUUUUCAGCUUCGAAACCACUAAUUCGAACUGUUGAGCUCCAUUUUCAAGUGUGACUUUCAUUCAUUAGGUUCGGAGCAAUUUGCUGCGUAUCAGCUCCGUAUAUAUCACUUUUUUUUAUUAGGUUUGGAGCAAUUUGAUUUGUGAGAGACAAAUAGUGCUGAUCAGCUCCAUUUUCAAGGUUCUGAGCAAUUUUCUGCGUAUCAGCUCCAUUUCGAAGGUUUGGAGCAAUUUGAUUUGUGAAGGACAAACAGUGCUGAUAAGUUCCAUUUUCAACGUACUUUUCAAGUUUAUCCGUAUAUAUUCUUCGUUUUUUUAAAAAAAUUAUCUCCGGAAGUAUAUUUGAUUCGUGAGAGACGAACAGUAUCACUUUGUUCAUUAGGUCAGUGCUGAUCAGCUCCAUUUUCAAGUGUAGGGCAAUUUGAUUCGUGUGAGAGGAGAACAGUGCUGAUCAGCUCCAUAUUGAAGGACUUGUGACUACGUUACCAUCUUAUGGAACAAAUGUUAGUUCAAAAUGCUGUCAAAAAGGUACAAUUGCUUCCAGCUGUAAAUGAUGAACAUGGAGGAGUUAUAAUAGAACUAGAGAAGCCUAUGGACCCAAAUGUCUUCCAUAACAUGCUUAGAAGUUCAUUACGUCAAUGGAAGCUGCAGGGGAAAAAGGGUGUGUGGAUUACACUGCCGAUUGAACUUGUAAAUCUGGUUGAAACUGCCGUUAAGGAAGGGUUCUGGUACCACCAUGCAGAACCUCAUUACCUGAUGCUUGUGUAUUGGAUUCCUAAAACUGAGAAUACGAUCCCUGAAAAUGCGUCACAUCGAGUGGGUAUUGGUGCUAUUGUCUUGAAUGAGAAAAGAGAGUUGCUUGUUGUGCAAGAAAGUAGCGGCAAAAUGAAGGGAACAGGGAUAUGGAAGAUCCCUACUGGUGUAGUCGAAGAGAUUGAUACAGAAUUUCUGGAAGUGCUUGCAUUCAGUCAGAUGCACAAGUCAUUUUUUGGAAAGUCGGACUUAUUCUUCAUUUGCAUGAUGCGCCCUCUUAUGUUUAACCUACAAAAGCAAGAUUUAGAAAUCGAGGCAGCUCAGUGGAUGUCACUAGAAGAGUAUGCUGCUCAGCCAUUUGUUCUGAAACAUGGCAUUAUGAGAUACAUCAAAGAUCUAUGCUUUGCGAAGGCAGGAGGGAGUUACCCGGGGUUUACUCCUGUGCCAAUUAAAUCAUGUUUUGGUGAUCCUAUGAGUUACCUUUAUUUCAAUGGGGAUGGUCUGGUCCAGGAAACCUCUGCAAUUCAUCUAUGAAGAAACAGAGUGGAUCUAUCAAAUUUGCCAGAUUUGACGGUUUGUCUCGUUUUUAUCUACACCGCUCCAUUCAGGUCCAUUUAAUUCUAAUACUAGGAGUUUUCUAAAACUUAAGUUGAUAAGUACUUGCACAAGUUCUCCAUAAUUAUUUUCAUCUAAUUUGAUUAUUGAUGCUUAAUUAUUGAAGUGUUAUGGAUUAGUUGUAUACAAAUAAUUAUAUGUAUUUUCCAAGGCUUAUAUGCCACAU